AUGUCUGUUACGCUGCUUAUACCAUUUGCUAUCAACCUCGCGCCAAAAAGCUCGUCAUGGGAGGAAGCUGCGACUGGAGAUCCGUCUCAGCCAGACUCAAUUAGCCAAGAGCCACAAUCUGGAAACCUGGACCAAACAGACCACUUGCACAAUAUCCCACCGAGAGAUGAUUAUCUGCUAGAUCCUGCCUGGGACUUCGAAGCUGCUCCUGUCACAAGAACGUACAACUGGACCUUGAGAGAGACCGUUUGGGCGCCUGAUGGAGUCGUCAGGCCCAUGCUGCUUAUCAAUGAACGAUUCCCAGGUCCUCUGAUAGAGGUGAAUGAGUUCGACACAAUCCGAGUGGUGGUUAAUAACCAGAUGAGUAAUGCAACGUCUAUACACUGGCACGGAAUCUACCAAAAUGAUACCAACUCUAUGGAUGGCACCGUUGGUAUCACGCAGUGUCCCAUCGCAUCUAUGAGCAGUUUCACCUACGAGUUCACCGUGCGAGGACAGAGUGGUACCUAUUGGUACCAUGCACACCAAGGCGUUCAAGCCUCGGACGGUCUAGUGGGACCCUUAAUCAUACAUUCCAAAGAUGAAAGACAGCUACAGCAAAUUCAAUACGCUAGUGAUCGCAUCAUCAUGCUUUCUGAUCACUACCAUGAUCUUUCUGGUGCGCUAGCCAGGAAAUACUUGGCUCCAGAUAUGGAAAAUACAGAACCAGUCCCUGACGGAGCCUUGAUCAACGGCAGAGGUUCCGUUCGCAAUUGCGAUGAAUUGCCCCACAGACAGUGUGAUAAUUCUUCAAGCAACGUCGGAAUACCCACUUUCGAUCUUGAACCGAAUCGUCAUCACAGGCUUCGAGUCAUCAAUGUUGGUGCCUUCGCCGAGUUUCAAUUCCAGAUCGACGAACACGAGCUGGCGGUGACAGAAGUGGACGGCACUGACGUCCAGCCGAAGAAUUUCCAUCGCCUCAACAUCAAUCCCGCUCAGCGCUACAGCGUGGUUGUCCACACGAGCAAGAAAGAGGGGACGGCCUUCAGAAUGAGGGCUCGAAUGAUCUCCCAUUGUUUCGCCGAGGCGAACCCAAGUAUGGUUGAAACUGCAACUGGUGUUGUACGCUACAGCACCCUUGCAGAGAACAGGAUGGCAAUUGAAAUACCUGACACCAUCGAUUGGGACGAGGCUAUCGGUCUUGAGUGUAAGGACUUAAACACGACAGACCUGGUGCCUGUUCAAGUCGUUGCAGCUCCUGCAAAGCCGGAUUCGUUGAUUUUCUUACGCAGCGCCUUCGAGAUCGGCGCCUACAGAUUGUCGAGGGGCAAGUUCAACACGAGCAGUUGGCGCGCUGAUGUGACAAGUCCCACAUUAUUUCGAUCGAUCGACGGGUUGCAGGCGAGAAACUCAUCCUUCGAUGGGGAGAAAGGCAGUGGGGACGUAUUUGUCAAUGACAAGGCUUUCCAUCAGCCUACCGAGCUUGUCGUCCAAUCUUCAGGCAUCAAGACUAUAGACAUAUUGAUAUCCAACUUCGACGAUGGAAAUCAUCCCUAUCAUCUUCACGGAUACAAGUUCUGGGUGCUUGCUCAAGGUCAUGGCUAUCCUCCAAGAAAGUCACUCGACGGCCCUAUGGAUACAGAUAAUCUCUCACCUCUUUAUGAUUCGCUUGAUCUCUCGAAUCCUCUGAGACGCGAUACUGCUAGCGUUGAAGCUUUCGGCUGGGCCUUGAUUCGAUUCGUGGCCGACAAUCCUGGUGCCUGGGCGUUCCACUGCCAUAUCUCGUGGCAUGCUGAGGCAGGCUUGCUCAUGCAAUUCCUCACACGGACCGAUCUCCUGGUUGAUGCCGAGAUAUCAGAGGCACAUCGAGACCUCUGUAGGGCCAGCGGCCUUGAGAAAGGUACGGGGCCAAAGGAUGAGCUUUAUUACGAUGAGGCGUGA
This is a messenger RNA of Aureobasidium subglaciale EXF-2481, 1920 nucleotides long. Its product is annotated as multicopper oxidase. Bases 1 to 1920 code for a protein of 639 amino acids. The record is from RefSeq and is a predicted model, not a curated record. The transcript has 2 exons. Lineage: Eukaryota; Fungi; Ascomycota; Dothideomycetes; Dothideales; Saccotheciaceae. Gene Ontology annotation, molecular function: oxidoreductase activity; copper ion binding.